GCAUUCCACUGAAGUAAGUUAAUAACAUAGGGUUUCGAAAAAUGUGGCUGUACUACUUGCUCUAAAUGGCUGCCUUUAAUUUGUAAAUUCCCUUGUUAACACCCCCCUGACCCUAGACUAAGGAGGCAUGUAACAAUUAGGAGCUUGACAUCAUGAAUAUUGAUACGAAAUCUUAAAAUUAUUUUAAGAAAUCUUUUAUUAUUAUUAUUUUAUUGCAAACUCCGCUGACUUGUUAUUUGAUCUAUACUGUAAGUUUAGUUUGGCUGCUUUAAACUUUGGUUUUGUCACAGUUGGUAAACCGUGAUCUCGGGUUGUUUACACUUUGUGGUGAAUUCUGUGUGUCCCGCAUCUGCACUGAUUAGUUGUGGGCGUCUCCGUUAAUUGUAUCAGCAACAGCUGCCACUCAUUACUCAUCCACUAUAUAAUGGCUUGUCUCACGUCUUGUGUUUGUGAGAUCGUUGUCUAAUGUUUGAUGUGGUUCCCCUGUUCGUUUGGCUCUCAGUGUUGUUUGCGUUUGGAUGUCUGUGUUUCCCUAGAACCUCAUCCUCUCUCCGCACAUUCACUCAGCCAAGGACACUUACCUUCGGGUCUAUUCCCCGCAGUUCCUGUGCCAUCCUCUCCUGCUGCCUCACGCCGUCAUCAUCCGGAUAACUCACCUUCUCUCCGCCAUCAGCUGGAUUCCUCACCUCUUCACUAUCCCCUCGGAGUGUCGCUGUCUCAUUGUCAUUGUUUGUUGAUUUUGGCUUUGGACCUCUGUCAUGGAUCACCUAUUGAAUGGAAGGAUAUUCCAAACAUAAACAUAGGUUUAAAUCUCACAGAAGGAGACAUCAUGAUGCCUAAAGAAAGGAGUGCCAUUCUUGGAAAUCGGUGGGAUAUUCCCGUCCCCUAUAAACUGACUGCAAAUCUUAGUUUGAACUAUAAAGGAGUUAUUUUGAGAGCAUUUGAGCAGUACAGACUGAAAUCAUGCAUUGACUUCAAGCCCAGAGCAGCAGAAGACUUUUACAUCUCUGCAGAGAGUCAUACAGGGUGUUGGUCAUAUGUCGGUCGCAUAUCUCCAGGAGGUCAGACUCUUUCCAUUGGAAAUGGUUGUGGAAUAAAAUCCAUUGUUGAACAUGAGUUUCUCCAUGCACUGGGAUUUUGGCAUGAACAGUCAAGAUAUGACAGAGAUAAUUACGUGACCAUCAACUUUGCAAACAUCAUUAAAGGGCAGGAGAGCAAUUUCGUAAAAUACAGUGAGAACCAGACCACCACCCAAGGCACGCCCUAUGAUUACUACUCUGUGAUGCAUUAUAAUAAAAACGCCUUCAGCAACGGUAAUGGAAAUACAAUCAUUACAAAGCUUCCUGAGUUCCAAGAUGUGAUUGGUCAACGCCUGGACUUCAGUGAAUAUGAUGUGAUUGAGCUCAACACCCGCUAUAAAUGCACUUCAUCAAUCUCUUUCCUUGAUCACUGUAGUUUUGAUGAUGAAUCUCUGUGUCAGAUGAGUGUCUGUUCUACUGGGGAUUAUGGCUGGCAAAGAUUAAAUUCACUGAGUGGCAUCAGUGUGACUGACCACACUUACCUGGGCAAAGAACAAAAUGGUGCGUCGUUCUUCAUGCACUUCAGCACUGAGGGCAAAAACCAGUCAGACACAGCCAGACUAGAGAGCAAGACAAUGACCCCUACAAGAGACUGCAAAGUCCAGUGCCUGCAGUUCUACUACUAUCACAGUGGCAAUGAAUCUGACCAGCUCAACAUCUGGAUUCGAGAGUACCAGAAUGAUAUGGACAGUAGAGGAACUCUCAGUCUAAUGGAUCAGAUUACAGGACCCCCUGGUAAUUACUGGAAAUUCCAUCAUGUGCCACUGAAUGCUAAUAAUACCUUCCAAGUUGUAUUUGAAGCACGUAAAAGAGCUGGAAACAACAGUGGAGGCUUUUCACUGGAUGAUAUCAAUAUUUCAGAGACUGAGUGUCCCCACGUGUGGCAGAUAAGAGACUUUAAUGUUUUGAACAAUAGUGAGCCAUCCACUUCAGUGUACAGUCCAUUGUAUUACUCCAGUGAUGGUUAUCGCUUUCAGGCUCGCUUAAUGAUGUAUCCAAAUUACUUUUAUAUAUCUGUUCGUCCUGUAUCUGGUACAUAUGACGAACAGUUACAGUGGCCUUGUCCAUGGAGACAAAUAACCUUCCAGAUGCUUGACCAGAAUCCACACAUACAGAAGCAAAUGUCCUUGGAGCUAAGCCUCACGACUGAACCUGAUUCGGCUUCUUCUAGGUAUUAUUGGGCCAAUCCUCGAAAUGGUGGAAAUCAAGUCAUAAUCGGCAGUGAGUCUGUAUUCGUGGGUGCUUGGGUUGUUUAUCCAUAUUCCAUAAUCAAAUAUGAUCUGACUAGAAGAGAGUUUGUAAAGGGUGAUGACAUCAUAUUUCUAUUCAGCAUGCAAGAUAUCUCAGGGCUACUUGAGAAGGACUCUCUACCCUGCCCUAAAGUAAGUGUGGAGAAAUUAAAUGUUUCUCUGGAUGCGACUGCCCAGCAGGGACCAUGUGUUCCAAGAGUUCUUCCUACAGCUUCACCAGGACCCACUGAUGAAUGUGCUGGCAUCAUGGCUUCCUCUCUGAUCAUCGUUGUGGUUUCCUUUCUUUUGCUAAUGAGUUAAAAAUGAGGAAUCACUAUUUUUAACCAUAUGUCUGACUACACAUGAGUUCAGUGCCAAAGAACAGCAUCUAUCUUCAGCUUCCUCCUUCAUGAUCAUUAAAUGUGAAUUGUUAAUUAAUACAUUGUUUAUACAUUUUUCUAUAUUCAUUUAACACCAAUCAAUAUUACAUUUUAUUUUUUAAUCAUUAUGUUUACAAAUUUAUUAUCAGACUUUCAUAAUGUAUGAUUAUACAUUCUUUGUUUAAAAAUACUAAUCUAACCUUUUUUUAAUUGGAUAAGUAAUAAAACAAUGCUGCAAGUA
Messenger RNA from Carassius auratus (goldfish), 2929 nucleotides. Its product is annotated as meprin A subunit beta-like. The record is from RefSeq and is a predicted model, not a curated record. Gene Ontology annotation, biological process: proteolysis. Gene Ontology annotation, molecular function: protein binding; zinc ion binding; metalloendopeptidase activity. Bases 473 to 2629 code for a protein of 718 amino acids. Gene Ontology annotation, cellular component: membrane. NCBI's taxonomy places the organism in Eukaryota, Metazoa, Chordata, Actinopteri, Cypriniformes, Cyprinidae. The transcript is spliced from 15 exons.